Choloepus didactylus (southern two-toed sloth) is the source of this 1652-nucleotide messenger RNA. RefSeq names its product RAB11B, member RAS oncogene family (gene RAB11B). The coding region runs from base 103 to 759 and encodes 218 amino acids. Gene Ontology annotation, biological process: constitutive secretory pathway; regulated exocytosis. The record is from RefSeq and is a predicted model, not a curated record. NCBI's taxonomy places the organism in Eukaryota, Metazoa, Chordata, Mammalia, Pilosa, Megalonychidae. Gene Ontology annotation, molecular function: GTP binding; GTPase activity. The transcript has 5 exons. Gene Ontology annotation, cellular component: recycling endosome.
AUUGGCCAUCCGGCCUCCGUUCUGCGCGGCGCGGGCUCCGCCCCCGGUGGGUGUUUGUGGUGGGGCUGCGGAGUCGCCGAUCCCGCCGGAAGCGCCAGGACAAUGGGGACCCGGGACGAUGAGUACGACUACCUAUUCAAAGUGGUGCUCAUCGGGGACUCAGGUGUGGGGAAGAGCAACCUGCUCUCACGCUUCACCCGCAACGAGUUCAACCUGGAGAGCAAGAGCACCAUCGGCGUGGAGUUCGCCACCCGCAGCAUCCAGGUGGACGGCAAGACCAUCAAGGCGCAGAUCUGGGACACAGCUGGCCAGGAGCGCUAUCGUGCCAUCACCUCUGCGUACUACCGUGGUGCAGUGGGCGCGCUGCUGGUGUAUGACAUUGCCAAGCACCUGACAUAUGAGAACGUGGAGCGCUGGCUGAAGGAGCUGCGGGACCAUGCAGACAGCAACAUCGUCAUCAUGCUGGUGGGCAACAAGAGCGACCUGCGCCACCUGCGGGCUGUGCCCACUGACGAGGCCCGCGCCUUCGCUGAAAAAAACAACUUGUCCUUCAUUGAGACCUCAGCCUUGGAUUCCACCAAUGUAGAGGAAGCUUUCAAGAACAUCCUCACAGAGAUCUACCGCAUUGUGUCACAGAAGCAGAUCGCCGACCGUGCGGCCCAUGACGAGUCCCCUGGCAACAACGUGGUGGACAUUAGUGUGCCACCCACCACUGACGGACAGAAACCCAACAAGCUGCAGUGCUGCCAGAACCUGUGACCGCCCUGCGCCCCCAUCCGGAGCGUGUGUGCCCGGCCUCGUCCUCACAGCCCACCCCUCUCUGCAGUGUCCUCCUGCCCUGCCCCCAACCCCUUCCGCCCCUUGGUGACUGCCUUGCUCCUGCCCUCUCGUCAAGCUCCGCACAGCUCCAGCAGCCAGGCGGGGGCAAGGAAGAGUGGGAGUCGAGUGGCACCUUCUGUCCUGGCCUGAGGAAAGCUAGAAGCCCUGGCUUCCUGCACCUACUCUUUUUGGUCCUGGUGGCACCUGGUGGGGUGGGGAGGGUAGCAGGAGACAUAGGGUGGGCCAGAGACAAGGAGAUGGGCAGACCGAACAGGCUGCUUCUGUUUUCCACAGCAGACUCCAGGGAGCAAUGGCCUCCCUCUCCCUCUGGUCAAUUGGCCCAGCUGGCCCCUUGUCCCCACCCAGACACCCCUCUGGGGCAGGCGGCCACUCUGGGUCUUGGCAUCCCACCUGCUCCCCAUGUACAGCCAGCACCGGCACGCCUUCGAUUCCUCUCCUGCGCGUGCACAACUCCAGCUCCUGCCUGAAGAUUACACUGGGAGAAGAUGCCUCCCCACCUCGCCUGCCUCGUCCGCACGCAGGGCUCCCUCUGCCCCCUCCCCAGCCCUGUCUCAGUCUAGUUGCCCCACCCAGUCAGGAACCUGUUUGCAAGUGAAGCAAUAUCUCCAUGUUUUGUAUAUACAACCGCUCUUGUAGCCUUUGGUUUUUUGUUAUUGUAGAGAAACACAGAUUCUUUAUACACUUUGUAAGAUUUACGCCAAACCCUAGCUCUCGAUCUCUUUUUCUUCCUGUGGCCCUUGCACUGUUGCCCCUUAUGCCUCAUUUCUCUCGCCCAUUACUAAAAUGUAUAAUCCAACUUCCUGUACAGAAAA